This is a messenger RNA of Gordionus sp. m RMFG-2023, 985 nucleotides long. RefSeq lists its product as uncharacterized. NCBI's taxonomy places the organism in Eukaryota, Metazoa, Nematomorpha, Gordioida, Chordodea, Parachordodidae. The record is from RefSeq and is a predicted model, not a curated record. The transcript is spliced from 5 exons. Bases 257 to 964 code for a protein of 235 amino acids.
AAUAAAUAAUAUAAAUUUUCUUUGUCAACGAUUUUCAUUUAGCAUUUUAUCAAGUUAAUAUUUACACAUUUCCUAUUUGGUACUUUUCUUAGAGGUUAAUAUAUUUAUAUUAUGUUUUUUAAUAAAUUUAUAGAUUUUAGCAGGAUAAAUUUUAGGUAAUUUUUUGAGUCAUGCAUAAAAACAUAUAUCAGCAAGCAAAGAAUAAUAAAAAACAUAAUAUGUAAAAAAUUAUAUUAUAAUAAUUAUUUCUUUCUAGAUGCCAAGUAACAAAACCAUAUUUAAAGUUAAGUGCAAUAUUAAAAAUUGCAAAACUUCUAAAAUAAGAAGUGACAAGAUACAUGAACAUUAUAAACAUAAACAUCCUCAUGUCAAGCCAGCUGAUAUGAAAUUUACAAAGGUAGCCAUCAAAAGAGAUAAUAAUAAUUGGGUAUCUUUAAAUUGUGAUAUUCCAUAUAAUAUCACAAAUGGAGUUGAAACCCAGUUGCAAAAAAAGACAAUAACAUCUUACUUCCAAAAAAAAAUCUCAGUUAUUGAAGAUUCACAAAUUGUAUUAUCUCCUCAUCCAAUCCCCAGUUCCAGUGAGGUGUUUACUUUGUAUGAUGAGCAAAUCUCCAAUAUUGAAGAUUCACAAAUUGUAUUAUCUUCUCAUCCAAUCCCCAGUUCCAGUGAGGCGCUUACUUUGCAUGAUGAGCAAAUCUCCAAUAUUGAAGAUUCACAAAUUGUAUUAUCUCCUCAUCCAAUCCCCGGUUCUAGUGAGGCACUUACUUUGCAUGAGGGAAUAAAUUAUGAGGAUAUUCAAAGUCCAAGUCUUAUUCAGCUAUACAAAAAAAAGGAACCAAAUGACCCUUUUCACUUUAUAUUAUUUAGGAUGACAAAUAUUUUGAUAAAUUUCAUAAUUGCUGUAGGCCCUUGUCAGCCAUGUACAAAUAAAUUUCAAUAUCCUGUUACUAACAAGAGGUUUUAAAUAAUAUUUAUUUUCAUUAAU